This is a messenger RNA of Boleophthalmus pectinirostris (great blue-spotted mudskipper), 1584 nucleotides long. RefSeq names its product MAX dimerization protein MLX (gene mlx). The record is from RefSeq and is a predicted model, not a curated record. The transcript is spliced from 8 exons. Gene Ontology annotation, cellular component: nucleus. Gene Ontology annotation, molecular function: RNA polymerase II cis-regulatory region sequence-specific DNA binding; protein dimerization activity; DNA-binding transcription factor activity, RNA polymerase II-specific. NCBI's taxonomy places the organism in Eukaryota, Metazoa, Chordata, Actinopteri, Gobiiformes, Gobiidae. The coding region runs from base 15 to 791 and encodes 258 amino acids. Gene Ontology annotation, biological process: regulation of transcription by RNA polymerase II.
GUAACGUUUCCAUCAUGCCCGUGAAGGCAGCAGAGGUCUUAUUUUGCAAGAUGACGGAUCCUACGACGUCGCCAGAAGACCACUGGAAACAGACUGACGGUGCCUUCAGUGAUGGAGGGUUUGACCACAGUUUCUUUGCUGAAACGGUGAGAAAGGAUCCAGUCGUAUCCAGGGCCAACAGCAUCGGCUCCACAAGUGCCUCCUCAGUACCAAAUACAGAUGAUGAAGACAGUGACUACAGACAUGAGACUUCUUAUAAGGACUCGUACAAAGAUCGGCGGAGACAAGCGCACACACAAGCUGAACAGAAGAGAAGAGAUGCUAUAAAGAAAGGCUAUGAUGAUCUGCAGUCCAUAGUGCCCACCUGUCAGCAGCAGUCUGAAUUUGCAGUGGGAGCACAGAAAAUCAGCAAAGCCACAAUACUGCAGAAAACGAUUGACUACAUCCAUUUUCUCCACAAAGAAAAGAAGAAGCAGGAGGAGGAAGUGUCACUGCUCAGAAAAGAAGUCAUGGCGCUAAAGAUUAUGAAAACGAAUUACGAGCACAUAGUGAAGGCCCACCAGAACAACCCUCAGCAGGGGCAGGAUCAAGUGUCGGACCAAGUGAAGUUUAACAUCUUUCAGAACAUCAUGGACUGUCUUUUCCAGUCGUUCAGCAGCUCAGUGUCUGUCAACAGCUUCCAGGAGCUGUCGGCCUGUGUGUUCAGCUGGAUCGAGGAGCACUGCAAGCCCCAAACUCUGAGGGAGUUUGUGGUUGGCGUUCUUCGGCAGCUUAACGGACAGCUUUAUUGAUCCAGUGCACUGUGAACUUUUCCACUCGGACUUUGUACUUUCUCUGGCCUUUUGGGACAGGAUGAAAGCCUUUACCGACCUUGGGUUACACCUUUAGUAUUAUUCAUUCACUGCAGCUUAGCCGUGACCCAGGCUGCAAUACCUCAACCCACCACAUGGGCAUAUUCUCAUGUUGCUUUUUAUUGUUUGUAUUCUACAGUAUUGUAAUCUUCAGAUCCAAGUUCAAGAGAUGUCAUUGCUGUAUGUUUUCAGUUGUGCCAGUUAAGAUGGAGUAGUUCAGUGUGACGUCAUCACAGCUUGUUCAGGUCCAAAUAAGAAUGUUCGCUUUCCUCUGAAUCGAAAAGAAAUUAAGUUUCUGGUUAUAUUUUUAUUAUCAAAAUGAUUAAUAGUAUUUUAUUUUGGACAUUGAUCAUUUUAGUAUACAUAUUUAAUGUGUAAAAACUCCAUGCUGUAUAUUUUGUGUUUAAAAUAUAGUAGUGUAUGAUCUUGGGAUUUCCAUUGGACCCAGAAGUAGAGCGAUGGCGUCACUUGACCUCCCAUUGUCUUAAUUUUAUUUGUAGUUCACCGUACCAUACAGGUACUCCACACCAUUACUUUAAUCUUGUUUUGAGUUGAGGUCAUUCACUUGAGAUCAUGACAAAGCCUUAUGCAUUGAGUUAUUCACUAUUGUUCAGCUGAGAGUGGGUGAAAGACACUGUGGGGUUUAUCCAAAGUUUUACUUUAUAAGCUACUUGUGGCCUUGAUCACUGGAACUGCCCUAAUUAUUCAAAUACAUGUUUUAUACAAACCAAAA